GCACUCGUCUUUCCGUACGAUCGUCUAUUGUUAUUGAAUCCCAAACAGCCAGAGAACGUUUACGUUCUCUGGAACAGCUGUUUUCUAUUGACAUUCCUACAUCUGGUGCGGUAUUGGGCUUAUGCCUAAAAAUAAAAACCACUUAAUUGUCCUAUUUUCAUUACAAAAUGGACGAAAAACAUUUGGAAAACGAAGUACUGCCUUCUUUAACUUUUAACCAGAAAUCUGCACAGCCACCAGCAGCCACUCCCGAAUCUCUCCAGAUACAAUGCCUCAAGUGCGAUUGUGUUUAUCAAUUUCCUACCGCCAAAGACGACUACCUUGCACACCUGUUUAUGGAGCACCGUUUGGUUAUAGCCGAUGUGGAAGAUGUGGCGUUGCUAGAUGAGUAUUUGAAAUAUUGGCAAAAAGAGUUACAAGGGCAUGAGCUGGAAGAGUAUUGUACCACCAUGCUUUUGGACCAAUUGCCCGACGGAACACCUGCGAAAAACGAAAGAUACUAUCUACUUAGUGAUAUAUUACCGAAAGAUUAUGAACUGCGAUUCAAACUGCAGCAGCAACGCCUGGAACGCGCGUUGGCACAACAUCAGUUUGAACGCACCGAUCGUGAUUUCACAAAAGAAUGCCUGUAUUGUCGGGAUGUUAUUACUGGCUUGCGCUCUGACUUUCUUGAACAUUUGUUCAACAAACACUUCUUGCAAUUAGGUAAACCCGAAAACUUGGUGUAUAUUGAUGAAUUGCUGUCAAAAGUCCAACAUAAUCUAGAGAAUUUAGUGUGCCUCUACUGUGAAAAGAUUUUUAAAGAUCGUUCCACUUUAAAAGAGCACAUGCGUAAGAAAGCACAUAAACGGAUCAAUCCUAAUAAUAGUGAUUAUGAUCGAUUCUUCCUGUUAAACUAUCGUAAUGAGAAACAAAAACCACAGCAGCAUAGUAAACAACAUAACGUUAAAAAGAGAUUGCAUAAAGAAAGUACCCACCAAGAAGUAGCGGCAGCUGAGGUGCGUUCGCCCGAAUUGGCGACAUCACCGGAGGCCGAUUUUGAAAGACGCUUUGCAAUACGCAGUCAAAGUAAUGAAAGCGAUUCAGAUUGGUCUGAUUGGGAUGAUGAUAUAGGUAAAAUGUCUCCACUUAAUUGCCUCUACUGUAAAGAACAAAAAGAAAGCUUUGAUGGCUUAAAAGAUCAUAUGCUAACAGCUCAUGGCGUAAAUUUCGCAGCAGUAUUGCAGGGUCUAAACUUUUAUCAGAGAAUCAAAGUCGUAAACUAUGUACGACGACAGAUAUGCCUCCAGCGCUGUGUUAGCUGCAAUUUGCGCUGCGAAAAUCAAGACACGUUACUGGAACACAUGGUCAGCGAGCAACAUUUUGGUUGCGGCACCAAGAAGCAAUGGGACAAACCAGAGUACUUUUUCCCUACAUAUGAAGAUGACACUCUGCUGUGUGUGCUGGAUGAUAGUCCUAAUGAUGAUAUGGAAGAAGGUACGGUGCGCAUUAUAUCCGAGGAUACGAUGGCGCAAAUAAAUAAAGACGCUGAACGUCUGUCACUGGAGAAUUUUCAAUAUCUUUGAAAUACUGUGCGGAUAAAGAUUUUUUGGUAUAUAGUAGAAAAUAAUGAUAUCCACAAUUGCAAGAACUCAGAAAUAUUAUCUAAACUAACAAAAAUGAAGGCAAAAGAGCGUACUAAAAAA
Molecule: messenger RNA, 1685 nt
Organism: Rhagoletis pomonella (apple maggot)
Lineage: Eukaryota; Metazoa; Arthropoda; Insecta; Diptera; Tephritidae
Product: zinc finger protein 277
Exons: 3
Coding region: 168-1565 (465 amino acids)
Source: RefSeq, a predicted model, not a curated record